UCCUCCUCCUGCCCCCGCCCUCGAGGCGGUAGGACCGGACGGGGAGGGGAGCCGGGGAGGAGGGGUGGAGGAAAGGAGAGGAAGGGGCGCUCGCAGCGGGCGGUAUGAGGCGAUGUGCGUGAGGCGGCGGCGGCGCGGGCUGCUUGGGGCCAGGACUGAGGAGGCGGCGGCGCCGGCGUUGGGCGCGGGGUUCCACACGCUCGGACCCAGCCCGCCUCGGCAAAGCAGACUACAUUUCAAAAUGCUUCAAUUUUUCUGGAUGGACCCUAUGAUCAAAUGUAAUAUGCAUGCACCUUUUUAAAAAGCUCCACAUUUCAUCAGCAAAUAUUUUGCAGAAAUGAAUAUAAGGACAUUUCUGAAGAUCAUUUCAAAGUUUUCAGUUAUGUCUGUGAACUAAAGGAUUGUUUCUUUAAAAGAUACAUUUUAAAUACUGUUUUUAAAAAAACAUUUAAUAACAGCAGUAAUAAGAAGCUACAAAGAAAAAACUAAGGAUAUUUACGGAAGGAAACAUUCAAUAUGUACUUUCUGAAAUUAAAAGAGAGAGACAAGAACAGAUUUAAGAGAAAGCAAAUGAAGAUGCCUGCUAAGUAAAUUAGAUUUUUCUGUGAUAAAGACAAGUGAUUUUAAAUGCUUUCCAAGCACCUGGCUGUAUUCCUAAAGAAGUGGCUUUUUUUUUUUUUAAUCAAGGGACUCAUAUUUACGGGAAAGAGACUAGUUACUAAUAUAGCCCCUAUCUGAAGAACUUGUAAUCUUUGGUAUGUGUUACUUAAAAGGGAAAAUAAGCAAGAGGCUUUUAUCUAAAUCAAAAAGUGAGAGCUAACUUUUUUACUGCUAUAAUUUAAGAGCCUCUGGAUAGCAUUUAAAAUAAAUUGACAGCUAUUUCAAAAGAUUUAAAGAAAGGCAGAUGUCCGCAAACAACUCUCCUCCAUCGGCACAGAAGUCUCUCUCACCUGCAUCUCUUUCUGCUGUGCUUCCAACCCCUUCUCCAUGUUCAAGUCCCAAGACAGGACUCUCUGCCCGACUAUCCAAUGGAAGCUUCAGUACACAGUCGCUUACCAAUUCCAGGGGCUCAGUUCAUGCAAUAUCAUUUCUGUUGCAAAUUGGUCUUACAAGGGAGAAUGUUACCAUUGAGGCCCAGGAGUUGUCUUUAUCUGCUGUCAAGGAUCUAGUAUGCUCAAUAGUUUAUCAAAAGUUUCCAGAAUGUGGUUUCUUUGGCAUGUAUGACAAAAUUCUUCUCUUUCGCCAUGACCUGAAUUCAGAAAAUAUUUUGCAGCUUAUUACCUCAGCAGAAGAGAUACAUGAAGGAGAUCUUGUAGAAGUUGUUUUGUCAGCUUUGGCUACAGUAGAAGACUUCCAGAUCCGUCCACAUGCACUCUAUGUACAUUCUUAUAAAGCACCUACUUUUUGUGACUAUUGUGGUGAGAUGCUUUGGGGAUUGGUGCGCCAAGGAUUAAAGUGUGAAGGCUGUGGAUUAAACUACCAUAAACGAUGCGCCUUCAAGAUUCCAAAUAAUUGUAGUGGAGUAAGAAAGAGACGUUUGUCCAAUGUAUCUCUGCCAGGACCUGGUCUCUCUGUUCCAAGACCCAUACCAUCAGAAUGUGCAGUAUCUUCCAGUGAGGAGGCACAUGUUCACCAAGAACCAAGUAAGAGAAUUCCUUCCUGGAGUGGACGCCCAAUCUGGAUGGAGAAGAUGGUUAUGUGUAGAGUGAGAGUUCCACACACAUUUGCUGUGCAUUCUUACACUCGCCCCACAAUAUGCCAGUACUGUAAGCGACUACUCAAAGGACUUUUCCGCCAGGGAAUGCAGUGUAAAGAUUGCAAAUUUAAUUGUCAUAAGCGCUGUGCAUCAAAAGUACCUAGAGACUGUCUUGGGGAGGUGAUUUUCAAUGGAGAACCUUCCAGUCUGGGAACAGAUAUUGAUAUGCCAAUGGACAUUGACAGUAGUGACAUGAACAGUGAUGGUAGUCGUGGUUUGGAUGACUCAGAAGAACCAUCUCCACCAGAAGACAAAAUGUUCUUCUUAGAUCCCUCUGAUCUUGAUGUAGAAAGAGAUGAAGAAGCUGUCAAAACCAUCAGUCCAUCAACAAGCAAUAAUAUUCCACUAAUGAGAGUCGUACAGUCAAUCAAGCACACAAAGAGGAAAAGCAGUACAAUGGUGAGAGAAGGUUGGAUGGUGCACUACACCAGCAGAGAUAAUUUGAGAAAGAGACAUUAUUGGAGGCUUGACAGCAAAUUUCUUACACUGUUUCAAAAUGAAUCUGGAUCAAAAUAUUAUAAGGAAAUCCCACUUUCAGAAAUUCUCCGCGUGUCUCCACCACAAGAUCUCACUCAUAUUUCUCACGGCAGUAACCCACACUGUUUUGAGAUCAUCACUGAUACGAUGGUCUACUUUGUGGGUGAGAACAAUGGAGGCAGCUGUCAUAGUCCAGGCCUGGCUGCCACAGGAGUGGGGCUCGAUGUAGCCCAAAGCUGGGAAAAAGCCAUUCGUCAGGCUCUCAUGCCAGUUACCCCUCAAGCUAGCGUUUGUACUUCUCCAGGACAAGGAAAAGAUCAUAACGAGUUGUCUAUUAGCAUCUCUGUAUCUAACUGCCAGGUCCAGGAGAAUGUGGAUAUUAGCUCGGUAUACCAGAUCUUUGCUGAUGAGGUCCUAGGUUCAGGACAGUUUGGCAUUGUAUAUGGAGGAAAACAUAGAAAAACUGGACGAGAUGUGGCUAUUAAAGUGAUUGAUAAGAUGAGAUUCCCCACAAAACAAGAAAGUCAGCUUCGUAAUGAAGUGGCCAUUCUGCAGAAUUUGCACCAUCCUGGGAUUGUAAACCUGGAAUGUAUGUUUGAGACCCCAGAACGAGUCUUUGUAGUCAUGGAAAAGCUACACGGAGAUAUGCUAGAAAUGAUUCUUUCUAGUGAAAAAAGUAGACUUCCUGAGCGAAUUACUAAAUUCAUGGUCACACAGAUACUUGUUGCUUUGAGGAAUUUACAUUUUAAGAAUAUUGUGCACUGUGAUUUAAAACCAGAGAAUGUACUGCUAGCCUCAGCAGAACCAUUUCCUCAGGUGAAGCUGUGUGACUUUGGUUUUGCACGAAUCAUAGGUGAGAAGUCCUUCAGGAGAUCUGUGGUGGGAACCCCCGCAUACCUCGCACCUGAAGUUCUCCGGAGCAAAGGUUAUAAUCGUUCUCUGGAUAUGUGGUCAGUGGGAGUUAUUGUUUAUGUGAGCCUCAGUGGCACAUUUCCAUUUAAUGAAGAUGAAGAUAUAAAUGACCAAAUUCAAAAUGCUGCAUUUAUGUACCCACCCAAUCCAUGGAAAGAAAUUUCUGGUGAAGCAAUUGAUUUAAUAAACAACUUGCUUCAGGUGAAGAUGAGGAAACGUUAUAGUGUUGAUAAGUCCCUCAGUCACCCCUGGUUACAGGAUUAUCAAACUUGGCUUGACCUUAGAGAAUUUGAAACACGAAUUGGAGAACGUUAUAUCACACAUGAAAGUGAUGAUGCGCGCUGGGAAGUGCAUGCAAAUGAGCACAACCUUGUGUACCCAAAGCAUUUCAUUAUGGCUCCCAAUCCUGACGAUAUGGAAGAAGAUCCUUAAGCUACCAACAUACUUAUUUAAGAAUGAAAGGUUUCUUUUAUGUGCAAACCGAUAGGUUCUGCAUAAAUGUUACUUUUGGUUAGGCUUUUGUCUGCAAGGAAUAUGAGGAAACAUGCAAUAUCAGUGACACCAAUACUGUAGUUUGUAAGACCAAGGUACAGGAGAGGAGAAUUAAAGUAAUGAAAGCAGAAUGAAGAAUUCUUGUGAACAUCUAGAAGAGUGUGCAAUCAUCAUUUUUUUUCUGUACCUUCAGUUACUGUUUUUUUUCUGGCAUUUAAUACAGCCUCCCUUUUCCUGUCUUUACAUUAUGGAAAAUCAAGCUAGUGCAGGUUGUUUCAUAGCCUGAUCAAACGUUGCAAAAUUUCAGCUUAGUUUAAAAGACUAGUUAUUGGACAGGCUUGAAUUUUAAGAGAUCAUUGGGAAACAAUGAGCAUUUAAGAUUUGCUGUUGACUCUAACAUUUAUUUGAGUGAUCCUUGUAGGAGUUGAAGAUUUUCCCCUGAAUGUAUAAAGGGGGGGGGGGGAUUAAUUGAUUCACUUUUCUUUUGAAAGUGAACCAAACUUUUAAAUCAGUGAUUCCCAACCUUUCUGGAGUUGUGACACUGUAUAUAUAACAUGGGCAAAUAAAUUUUAAAUUAGUGGAUUAAUUUUACUUCAAAAAUUUUGUAACACCCUUUGAGAUAAUGGAAUCUACAUGGGUGAUAAAACCAAGAUUACAAAGCAUUGAUCUAAAUGCCAGGUUAGUAGUAUACUGUUAUAGCCUGGCUCUGGCUGCUAAAUAUUCACAUUCUUAUUAACAUUUUAGUAUCCUCGUUGGGAGUCUUAACUUUUAUUUAGCACAGAUCUACAGAUCUAUUUAUCAGGUUAUUGCUACACGGGUGUGACUAAAUUAAGAGGGACAAGUGUGUUAAAUAUUCACUAAGGUUAUUGAUAGGUGAAAGUUUUAAGUAACACUUUAGGUGUUACCAAGUACAGACAACCAAACCAUUCUUCCUUUCCUUUGCAUUCCCUAGAAUGUGGAGGGUCUUAUAGCUAUUUAGACUUUUUAAAAUGAAGUACACCUUGAUUGAAAUAGCAAACACCUUCUAGUAAUUGUAGAGUCACCUUUUUUUUGUCUCUGUAACACUUAAUUAUUCCAGACAGUCCACCUGUCCCUGGGGUGGAGGUAGAGGUGUGCUGGAGCCAGCUCUGGCCCAGGUGGUCCAUUUUUAGUGUGAGCAUUUACACCCUGGGCCUUGGCAAGUCCUACAAAUUGGGGCUUAUGUUGAUUGUGACUUAAGGAAGUGAGGGAGAAAAUGUUAAUGAUGCAGAUUAAAUUUGAAAGUGUGCUGUGGUUUUAAGUUUUAAUUUUUUUUCUCCAAGACCCAGUUAUUAAACAUUCACCAUAACACCCUUGGGUGUGGUGGUUUAUUUUAUGUAAUUAAUAGAUAUGAAAUAGUUUCCUUGUAGGUCCUCAGCAUCCCUAACAACCAUUGCUAUUAUAUAGCUGCCAUCAGAUGUCCUAGCAGUCUUGGGCCAAUUGUUAUUAAAGCUAAUAAAUAAAUUAAUUCAGCAUAUACUCAUGAAUUUCUGAUUGUAGUUUCAUGACACCUCAGAGGUGACCUAUUGCAGCCCCCUCAUUGUACAUUUGAGGAAGAUGGAGUCAAAAGAACUAAGUGAUCUAUUUCUGGUCCAAAGGCUACACUGGACCUUGUCUGUAGUUCUCUGACUCCAAAUCACCCACAUUUCCUCCCUUCCACCUUGCCUCUCCACGGCCCCCACUGAUACCCGCUAACAGCCCUCACUUAAAUGGCAAUGUGAGCGGCAGAGGCAAAAGAAGGCAUUCCUCACAUCUCUUUUUAGGGAUGGCCUUCCAUGGCGGCAGCAGGCUGACAAAAAAAACAAGAUCAUUUUUUUUUCUACCCAAAUGUACAUUUGCUAUACUCGGACGGCUUCAGGCUUUUUGCAAGUGUUGCUAUCUGUAGCAGGAUCAGGUAAUUUUUUUUAAAAAGUCACACCAACCAAGAAAUCUAAUCACUAUAUCUACUUUGUGGUAGUUAAUGUUCCACAGUAGCUACAGUGAAGAUUUCUUUUGCAUUUCCAAGUACAAGCUGUUUGACAAGUCCAGCUGCUAACUAAGGUGACCGAAUCAUAAUCCAUUCAGAAACAUCUCUGGGUGAGCUCCCUUACUAAAAUCUUACAAACUGUCCACAUUAAUUUAGAAGCAAAAAAAAUUACUUUAAAAAUUGCACCAACUAAAUAAUGUUAUAUUUCCCCAAAUUCUUUCAAAGUUAGCCUGUUUUUUACAAACACACACACACACACAAAAUUAAGGAUGAAUGAGCCAGAUUAUCAUAGCAGACAUGUGGAAUGCAGCAGUGAAGAUUGGGAUCAGUGGUAAUUGGACCACAUAAUAAUAUUUUUUAAAAAAACUGGAAUGUUAUUAGUUUGCUAAAAUUCUGUACUAAAACAUUGCAAGCCAUGAAAUUAAUUGCACUCAUUUUUUUAAAAAAGUAUAAGUUUUAAGAAAUCAGUUUGUUGUUAAGUCACUGUCAGAUAAUGUGGAGUUGGCUAAAUUACUCCAAAUGCUGUAUAACCUGCAUAAAUAACCUUUUUUUAUCUUGAAUUCAAGUUGUAAUUGUAUGAAAAAUAUUAGUGUUUGCUAGAAAUAUUUGUUAUUGUAAAAUAUGAAGCCUAUGACACUGUCCAGUUCUUUUUUAAUAUUUUUGUUACAUUCUAUUGUUUGUAAAUAUCUUCUUAAUAUCUUGGAAAUAAACUGUAUUUCCCUA
Messenger RNA from Monodelphis domestica (gray short-tailed opossum), 6344 nucleotides. It is a transcript of the gene PRKD3, whose product is annotated as protein kinase D3. Lineage: Eukaryota; Metazoa; Chordata; Mammalia; Didelphimorphia; Didelphidae. Gene Ontology annotation, cellular component: cytosol. Gene Ontology annotation, biological process: protein phosphorylation; phospholipase C-activating G protein-coupled receptor signaling pathway; intracellular signal transduction. Gene Ontology annotation, molecular function: protein serine/threonine kinase activity; ATP binding. The record is from RefSeq and is a predicted model, not a curated record.